This is a messenger RNA of Nilaparvata lugens (brown planthopper), 1653 nucleotides long. RefSeq lists its product as uncharacterized. Lineage: Eukaryota; Metazoa; Arthropoda; Insecta; Hemiptera; Delphacidae. Bases 585 to 1211 code for a protein of 208 amino acids. The transcript has 5 exons. The record is from RefSeq and is a predicted model, not a curated record.
CUAAUUGUAGCGGGAUUCGAAGGUGAACUUUGGUGUCACAUUGUAAAAAUUUCAUAUCAAAAUCCUUAGCAUAAUCAAUCAUUCAACUUCAAUUUAUUUUGUCCAUUCAAAUAAAUUUAUUCAACCGUCAAAAUAUUUACAAUUAUAUUUUUAUAUGAUUUUGUCAUUGCCAUCUCGAUCAUACUGUUAACUGUUCCAAGGAGGAUAAUAAACUGUUCUAAUACUCUGUUACAGAAUGUAGUAUCUGUUCCAUUUUUAAAUUAUCACUAUAGAAGUACUGUUUUGAUUUGAAUAAAUUAUUAUUAUACAAGCUUUACUAACUGAUCUUCACCUUCCAGUCUUAUGUUUUGUUAAGACUUUAUUAUGAGUUCAAAAUGUAAUUAUAUUUAGUAUACUGUUGAGUGUUUUUUGAAUGUGAUAAUUGAGUUUCUUAUCUAAAAUAUUUAAAAGUGAAUCUCAAUAUAGAACUAUCUUUUUGCAAAUAUUUCUGUAAUAGCCGGUCUUGAGCUGUUCUUGAAGAAUGAAGUGCAAGAAUAUUCCGGCUGAGUUCCAUCGUGAAAGAGUUGGCGUUGCAUCUAGUGCAGAUGCUCGAUUCACCCAUAACAAGAUCGAAGGUUGGUGUGGACUCGAAAUCUGGGCGCAAAAUACAAGAUGUGGAUUGUGUUCCUGAGGCAGUUAAGCACAACCAACACAUCAUUUUACACUUGGGUACAAACAAUUUGUCAGAUGGAGAUGCACCUAGCACUAUUGCCGGACGCUUUGAGAAAUUGAUCGAUGACAUCAGACGUGUGAAUCCCGAUAGUAGUAUCUACGUGUCAUCAAUUCUUCCUCGAGCAGUGAGUGGCUUUUCGGGGUCGAAAAUGUCUGCUGAGAACAUUGUUUUUCUCAAUGAGAAAGCGAGAAGGACCAAUUAUCUCGUCACACUUGCUAUUUCAAGAAUCGAACGCUGUCACGUCAUCAACAACAACUCACUUUUCAUGGACUCGUUGAAUGUUGUGAAAACAGGUCUCCUUUCCAAAGACGGGCUCCACCUACAAAGAGCAGGGAUCAUCGCUUUAAUAGUUGAACUGGUUUGUCGCCGCUUCAACGGAACUUGCUAUUAUACCACACAACCAAGAACAUCACCAUCUAUUUCACUUGACUAUUCCGUAUGGAUUGGUGAUUUAUACACUUUGACUGUUCUGUACUGUAUGGAAUUUGAGUAUUCAUAAGAAUGACUUGUCUUAUACUCCCUGCUGAAGUCUCCAAGACGAAAUCUUAAAAAAAAUCUAGUCUAUACACCAGGCUUCAUCAUAGAUUACUUCUGCUCAGACUUGGAUUACCAUGCUAUAAUAAGUCAAUUGAUAACAUCUCCGAUAUGUCAAUAAUCCUCAUUUUAUAGUAAACCCUUGAGAUUGAAGUGCUAGAUGAAUUACUUGAAAAGGUGACGGUCAACCCGAAUUUAUGUUUCUUGAAUUAUCUUUGUCCGGUUGUGAAUCACCCAGAAUUAUGCAUGGGUUUUUGCCAGAUCAAUGCGAAUGAAGUUUACCAUAAAAAUAUUUUAAGGGACGGUUUCCGAGCUCGGGAUUUAGCUAAGUUCUAGACUUUAAACAGCUGGAGUCAGAAAACUGGCUUUCCGAAACGGGGCCUCGUCGUAGUCCACGUUUAAAUUAA